Messenger RNA from Alternaria rosae, 1756 nucleotides. RefSeq lists its product as uncharacterized. The record is from RefSeq and is a predicted model, not a curated record. The transcript has a single exon. The coding region runs from base 98 to 1549 and encodes 483 amino acids. Lineage: Eukaryota; Fungi; Ascomycota; Dothideomycetes; Pleosporales; Pleosporaceae.
UCGAAGGUCGCAAUGCAACAACCCUUCGUCCUCUUACUACAAUCAAUGCUUGCUCAGUGCUUAUUCCUUACAGUAUUACUGAAACUCUCAAAUCGGCAUGGUGUCCUAUACAGGCAUUUUGCUACUGCCUAUUAUGUUUUGCGCUUCACUAGGAGACACUACUAAAACGCUCUCUGAGUUUCUCAAGCCAACACCGCCGCAGUUGCAUACUCAUGCACAUCCCCAUGACCCUACCUCCACCAGCUCACCCCUCGUCAUGGCGAAACAAGGUCAUCCCACUGAAGGCCUCAACUAUUCAAGCUGGACUCCUGAAUCAAUUUUGUCAGCUUCUCUCUCCAUCACAUCCCAGUGUCCACCCCUCCAAUCCCCAUGCGGCAGCGCAGGUUGCCACGAUCCGAAUACAGAGCAAUGCUGCAACAAGAAAUGCAUUUGUAAGGCCACUCAGAACUGUGUCGAAUACCAGCUACACAACGGCACGAUAGUAGCAGGGUGCUGUCCUGGUGUGACGCUGGCCUGUGGCGGGAUCUGCUUCGACGCAUCCAUCUCCAAGUGUUGUGCUGCCCCCGGUGGCACGCAUGGGCUUUGCUCCGCGAACCAAGACUGUUGUGGGAACAUGUGUUGCGAUGAAGGCGCGGUUUGUGCUAAUGGAUUUGCGGGUCUGAUGUGCUGGCAAAAGCAUGACAAAGGCAAUGAGGAGAUUGAGAACCACGCCUUUGUACCAGCAAUUAUUCCCGUGCCGAGUACGCAAAAGAGCGGUAGCAUGAAAACCAAUUCCCACAGCUUGUUCCGGGUUCUGUUGUUCUUGGUCCAGUCUGUGGCUGGCAGGCUCGAACAGGCCUUCCCCGCGACGCGCCUCCAAUCGCCACCAAUACGGCAUGAUACCCCGGAUAUGAGCAAUUUAACUUCGUCCAUGAACAAGCGUUCAUCUUGUGAUCCGCCAUUGGAACCUUGUGGUGACGGCUGCCAAUAUGAACCGGCCCAUUGCUGCCUACGAGAGGAUGGAACUCAUGGUACUUGUCGCACGGGCGAUGUGUGCUGUCAAGAAUAUUGUUGUCCUCCCAAUACCAUCUGUAUGGUCGCAACUAAGACGCAGAGUGCCGGACCGUGGUGCUGGCCGCCAGGCUUGCCGAGAACAAAAGCGAACGUGCCAUAUGAUCCAAUUCCUUGGCCUCACGAGGUGAACGGGGCAGGGUUCAAGAACACUCGGAUCAAGAACGGCUCCGCUGGAAUGCGACCAUCUGGUGCAUUUUGCGUCAUCGUGAUCUUACUAUCAUUAGUACUCGCAACCUCAGGUUUGAGAUUAGUGUCGAUGGGUACCACUGCGGCGGCUGUGAGCGAACCGCUGAUGACGGUCACCACCACUAUACUGCCACAUACGACAACUGAAGCGGAUAUCGACAUUGGUCUGCCCAAUAAAGAAGACUUUGCUGUUGCAGGCCACGGUGGUCAUAGUCACGGCGGUCACAAUUCUGGAAAUCAUGGUGGAGGCGGUCAUAACAACACCGCAGCACGACCGGGUAUACUCCGACUCUUCCGGCUUCUGAUCUGAAAGGGGGUUUUCUGUCAUUUCAGCCGUAAUUUCAUCAUAGCAUCUGCCGAAUCCCUUGCCUCAGAAUCGAAGCAUAUUCAAUAAAUAUCGUUGGAGUGUCUGGGCCGUCAGCUGGGAAUUUCAAGCGAGAGGAGUGGCGGCAAGUAAACGCUUUCUUUCUUUUUUGUUCUUGCUGCAUGUAGGAUGAACUGGGCAACACAUCAUGCA